AUGUAUUCAAGGUUGCAUCGGUCGGCAAGAAGAUUUCAAGAAACAACGUGCCUGAGUGGAGAAGAGCUGGUCAAAGCAGAAGAGGCAUUAUGGCGUCAGGCCCAAGCGCAGGCGUAUCCCAGUGAGUUAGAAUGUUUGUUCAAGCGAAAAACACUAGCGAAAUCCAGUUCUCUACAUAAAUUGACACCAUUCUUGGAUGAAGCAUAUAUCUUAAGAGUCGGUGAUCGUAUAGGAGCGGCUCCGUUGGUUCCGUACUCACCCAGGUACCCAAUAAUUCUUCCGCAGAAGCACAGGAUUACCGUACUUAUAAUCGAUUACUACCAUCGGAAGUUCCUUCACGCAAAUGGAGAGACCAUUUGCAAUGAAAUUAGGCAGAAAUUCUUCGUACCAAGUCUGCGCACUCUUAUCCGGAAAAUAAGCCGAAAUUGCCAGAUGUGCAAGGUAAGAAAAGCGAUUCCUUCUCCACCAUUAAUGUCUUCGCUCCCCAAAAUUCGUCUGACUCCAUUCAUACGCCCAUUUACUUACGUGGGCGUUGAUUAUUUUGGUCCACUGGAGGUCAAAGUUGGUAGAAGCGUGGUCAAGAGAUGGGUGUGUCUGUUCACGUGUCUCACGAUACGUGCGAUCCAUCUGGAGGUCUGCCACAAUUUGUCUACUAUCUCUUGUGUGAUGGCUUUCAGGAGGUUCGUGGUGAGGCGUGGUGCGCCAUUAGAAGUUUAUAGCGACAACGGGACCAAUUUUGUGGGGGCCAAUCGUCUGUUGUCAGAGGAGAGUAAAUGUGUCCAACAGAUCAACAAAGACUGUGCUUCGACGUUUACGAACGCUUACACCAAAUGGUAUUUCAACGUUCCAGUCGCUCCACACAUGGGAGGACCAUGGGAACGUAUGGUUAGAUCGGUGAAAGUAGCUAUGAGGGCCAUUACGGACUGUUCUCGUCAUCCAAGCGACGAAGUCUCCAGUGGAAUCAAGCAGCCUGUGACGGCUCCGGUAGACGGCAUGAGUGCCCUGCGAGACAGUUGGAAAUUGGCUCAGCAUAUGGUAGAUGGAUUUUGGCGCAGGUGGGUUCGCGAAUAUCUGCCGAUGCUAACACGACGAACGAAAUGGUUCGAGGAAGUGAAACCACUGAAACCAGGAGAUGUGGUAAUCGUGAUGGAUGAUGACCAGAGGAACCGUUGGGAGAGAGGACGUGUCUUAGAAACCUUUCCGGGCAAGGAUGGCCAAGUAAGACGGGUGAAGGUGCAGACUGCAAGAGGUGUGUUCUCCAGACCCGCCGUAAAGCUGGCCGUUCUGGAUGUUAUUGGGUCGACAAGCGCUACGGGAAAAUCAUCGGAAACGGAAGUGGCUCACGGGUCGGGGGAUGUUGCGGUGAAGACUGGGCACACUGUAACGGAGUGA
This is a messenger RNA of Toxorhynchites rutilus septentrionalis, 1392 nucleotides long. RefSeq lists its product as uncharacterized. The transcript is spliced from 2 exons. Gene Ontology annotation, molecular function: nucleic acid binding. Bases 1 to 1392 code for a protein of 463 amino acids. Lineage: Eukaryota; Metazoa; Arthropoda; Insecta; Diptera; Culicidae. The record is from RefSeq and is a predicted model, not a curated record.